Triticum aestivum (bread wheat) is the source of this 773-nucleotide messenger RNA. Its product is annotated as RING-H2 finger protein ATL43-like. The record is from RefSeq and is a predicted model, not a curated record. NCBI's taxonomy places the organism in Eukaryota, Viridiplantae, Streptophyta, Magnoliopsida, Poales, Poaceae. The coding region runs from base 1 to 621 and encodes 206 amino acids. The transcript has 2 exons.
AUGCAAUUUUCGCUUCUAAUUGGACUUGGUUGCGCACGACGAGCAUCAGUGGCUCAAUCGCCCCCGGGCUUCGUCCCCAUUGUCACCUCUCCCCCUCCACCGCGGUGGCCAUUCCAUCCUUCACUACCGCCGCCGCCGUCCAAUGCUAGGCCAUCGUCUACCCAAGGCAGGAUACUGGCCGGCCUCCUCAUCGGCGUCGUGGCGUGCUUGAUCGUGUUCACCGCCGUGUGCACCCUCUGCAGGGAGUACCGCGACCGCCGCGCUCGAGCCGCGGCCGCCGCUUGGCGGUGGCCCGUGCCGGAACGCAAUGGCGUGCGCGUCGUUGGCGAGCGGCAGCUUGGCCGGGCCUACGCCGCCAGCCCCACGGCCGGCCUCCCGGCGUUCACGUACAGCCCGUCCGUGAAGCGCAACAUGACGGGCGGCGGGGAGGAGGAGGCGGCGACGUGCUCGGUGUGCCUCGGCGCGCUGCAGCUCGGCGAGACGGUGCGGCUGCUGCCGGCGUGCCUGCACAUGUACCACGCGGAGUGCAUCGACCCCUGGCUGGACGCGCACUCGACGUGCCCGGUCUGCCGCUCCGACACCGGCCCGGCCGCGGGCGUCGGCCGGCCACCGUCUGUUUAGGUUUUUCCGUGGAGAGGUGUAUGGUGCGUGCUGCUUUAGAUAUUCGUGUACCAGUUUGUCUAAUUCACAUCUAGAUGUUUUUUAAGGAUGUCACAUCUAACCUUCCACAAGUAUAUAAUGCAUCAACAAGAAACAAAAAAAAACUAGAACAA